Messenger RNA from Tauraco erythrolophus (red-crested turaco), 2868 nucleotides. The record is from RefSeq and is a predicted model, not a curated record. NCBI's taxonomy places the organism in Eukaryota, Metazoa, Chordata, Aves, Musophagiformes, Musophagidae.
GAUGCUCACUCGCAAGGAGAGGUGGUGGCAUGCCUGGAAAAAGGCCUGGUAAAAGAGGCGGAGGAGGCUGAUCCGCGAAUUCAGGUUUCUGAUCAGUGUAAGAAGGCAAUUCUUCGCGUUGCUGAGCUCUCUUCGGAUGACUUCCACUUGGACCGGCACCUCUACUUCGCGUGCCGAGAUGAUAGAGAACGAUUUUGUGAAAAUACUCAGGCUGGGGAAGGCCGAGUCUACAAGUGCCUCUUUAAUCACAAGUUUGAAGAAUCAAUGAGUGAAAAGUGUCGUGAUGCGCUGACCACCCGCCAGAAGCUGAUCGCCCAAGACUACAAAGUCAGUUACUCGCUGGCAAAGUCCUGUAAAAGCGACCUGAAGAAGUACCGCUGCAAUGUGGAGAACCUUCCGCGGUCUCGGGAAGCCAGGCUUUCCUACCUGCUGAUGUGCUUGGAGUCUGCUGUGCACAGAGGUCGACAAGUGAGCAGCGAGUGCCAGGGCGAAAUGCUGGAUUACCGGCGCAUGCUAAUGGAAGACUUCUCGCUGAGCCCCGAAAUCAUCCUGAGCUGCCGAGGGGAGAUCGAGCACCACUGCUCAGGGCUGCACCGCAAAGGUCGCACCCUGCAUUGCCUGAUGAAAGUAGUACGGGGCGAGAAGGGAAACGUCGGGCUGAGCUGUCAGCAGGCACUUCAAACGCUGAUUCAAGAAACCGACCCCGGUGCGGAUUAUCGCAUUGACCGGGCGUUGAACGAGGCCUGUGAGUCGGUGAUCCAGACUGCCUGCAAGCACAUACGCUCCGGAGACCCAAUGAUUCUGUCUUGCCUGAUGGAGCAUUUGUAUACUGAGAAGAUGGUAGAGGACUGUGAGCAUAGGCUCCUGGAGCUCCAAUAUUUUAUAUCUCGUGAUUGGAAAUUGGAUACAGUCCUUUACCGCAAGUGUCAGGGAGAUGCCUCCCGUCUCUGCCAUACCCAUGGCUGGAAUGAGACCAGUGAGCUGAUGCCUCCAGGGGCUGUUUUCUCCUGCUUGUACAGGCAUGCAUACCGCACAGAGGAGCAAGGAAGGAGGCUAUCACGAGAGUGCAGAGCAGAGGUCCAGAGGAUCCUCCAUCAACGUGCCAUGGACGUGAAGCUGGACCCAGCCCUCCAGAACAAGUGCAUGAUUGACUUAGGGAAGUGGUGCAGUGAAAAAACGGAGACAGGGCAGGAACUGGAAUGCCUUCAGGACCAUCUUGAUGACUUGGUGUCUGAUUGCAGAGACAUAGUGGGAAACCUCACUGAGCUGGAGUCUGAGGACAUUCAAAUUGAAGCCUUGCUGAUGAGAGCAUGUGAGCCCAUUAUCCAGACGUUCUGUCAUGAGGUUGCAGAUAACCAGAUUGAUUCUGGGGAUCUGAUGGAGUGUCUAAUACAGAACAAACACCAGAAGGAAAUGAAUGAAAAAUGUGCAAUCGGAGUUACUCAUUUCCAGCUGGUUCAGAUGAAAGAUUUCAGGUUCUCAUACAAGUUCAAAAUGGCUUGCAAGGAGGAUGUGCUGAAACUUUGCCCCAACAUCAAAAAAAAGGUGGAUGUAGUGAUCUGUCUGAGCACAACUGUGCGCAAUGAUACUUUGCAGGAUGCCAAGGAGCACAGGGUCUCUCUGAAGUGCCGCAAACAGCUGCGUGUUGAGGAGCUAGAGAUGACCGAGGAUAUCAGACUUGAACCAGAACUGUAUGAGGCUUGUAAAAGUGACAUCAAGAAUUACUGCCAAAACGUGCCUUAUGGCAAUGCUCAGAUUAUUGAGUGCCUGAAAGAAAUCAAGAAGCAGUUGAGUACCCAGUGCCACCAGAAGGUGUUCAAGCUGCAAGAGACAGAGAUGAUGGAUCCAGAGCUGGACUACACACUCAUGAGAGUCUGCAAGCAGAUGAUCAAGCGGUUUUGUCCAGAGGCAGGCUCAAAAAAUAUGUUGCAGUGUUUGAAACAAAACAAGAACAGUGAAGUGAUGGAUCCUAAAUGCAAGCAAAUGAUUACCAAGCGUCAGAUUACACAGAACACAGAUUACCGCUUAAACCCAGUGCUCAGGAAGGCGUGCAAAGCAGACAUACCCAAAUUCUGCCAAAAUAUCCUGAAUAGGGCCAAGGAUGAUACGGAGCUGGAAGGGCAAGUCAUCUCCUGCCUGAAGCUGAAAUAUGCAGACCAGCGUCUCUCUCCAGACUGCGAGGACCAAAUCCGAGUGAUAAUCCAGGAAUCGGCUCUUGAUUAUCGGCUGGAUCCCCAGCUACAGAUGCACUGUUCUGAAGAGAUUUCCAGCUUGUGUGCAGAAGAAGCAGCAGCUCAGGAGCAGACUGGGCAGGUGGAAGAAUGUCUGAAAGUGAAUCUGCUAAAAAUAAAAACUGAAAUGUGCAAGAAGGAAGUGCUCAACAUGCUGAAAGAAAGCAAAGCAGAUAUAUUUGUUGACCCAGUGCUCCACACAGCCUGUGCCCUAGACAUCAAACACCACUGUGCUGCCAUUCCGCCAGGGAGAGGACGCCAAAUGUCAUGCUUAAUGGAAGCUCUGGAAGAUAAGCGUGUGAGGUUGCAGCCUGAGUGCAAGAAACGCCUUAAUGAUCGUAUUGAGAUGUGGAGCUAUGCUGCAAAGGUUGCCCCAGCAGAAGGCUUUUCUGACCUUGCCAUGCAAGUUAUGACCUCUCCGUCCAAGAAUUACAUACUGUCUGUGAUCACGGUUGGCAUCUGUGUACUCUUCCUCAUCGGCCUGAUGUGUGGACGCAUCACCAAGCGGGUGACAAGAGAGCUCAAGGACAGGUAGAGCCUGGAUUGCCUGCUGAAGAAAUGCCUGCCUAGUGCCCAGUUUUGUACAGCCCUCCUCUGUAUAGUCUACCCACCCCCUCUUGUGAGAGGAGAAUAAAAA